Messenger RNA from Suillus subaureus, 1100 nucleotides. RefSeq lists its product as uncharacterized. The record is from RefSeq and is a predicted model, not a curated record. NCBI's taxonomy places the organism in Eukaryota, Fungi, Basidiomycota, Agaricomycetes, Boletales, Suillaceae. The transcript has 2 exons. The coding region runs from base 163 to 726 and encodes 187 amino acids.
CUAUGCAUCUUGCACGUAUUCGUGAGUUGUUCUCUCAAAAAUUUCUUUCAUUUCUUGUCUCAGAUAAGAUUUAGGUUGGAUUCGACUGACUGCACUCCAACAAGCACCCCCACGUCGACUAUCAUCGGUGUUGCUAUUGGCGGAAUUGUUCUCGUGAGCAUCAUGGGCGUUGUCUACAGGAUUCGUCGCCAAGCACUCCAACGACGUGCUGCCCAGACAACCUUUGUGUGUGGAACGCCCAAUAACAACUAUGGCAGGAGACAAUCAAAUGUGUAUCAUUCAUACCCCACUCAAUCACGAUACCCUCCUGGCCUACAGUCAUCAAGACCUGUCUCCGGUCAAGUGAAUUCAUUAAACCGACAGGGCAUGACUUUAGCACCUUCGUUUCCUCAACCAUCCUACCCACCCCCGAUGACACACUCUGCACGCACGCGAUCACCGACUAUGCCUUCUCUAACCCACCACUCAUAUUCGAACCAGACCCCACAUGUUUCACCCCCCUCUUCCCCAAAUUCAACCCACUUACUACCCCCCCUCUCCCCUUCGACAUAUUCACGAGUCUCUGCUGAUCCGUCUACUGUUCAAACACCAUCUAUUAGUGUCACUCCGGUAGCGAACACGCCUGUCGAGCGUCCAUCACCUUCAGGGAAUAUGGAGAUGCGUCCGUUGACUAUGAAUACGGGAGUUGAGAAUGAUGAACCUCCACCAGCUUAUACCCCAAUUUAACAGUAUGUAACAUCUUGAGGACUGUCGUACGAGAUACCCGAUUUUAAGCAGGAACUUAUUACAAUCUCAUGAAAAGGGUGUGAAGAAUGCUGUCCACUUGAUUUUUCGGUGUUUUCUCAUUGUUUCUUGAUGAUCCUAUAUCGUUUCACUGUGCUCACCCGCUAGAGCUUGCGUGUUUUUGAACCCCGUCUGUGUAUCUAUUACACACGAUAGAUCAUGAACUUCUGGGACUUCAGCGCUUAAGGAGCAAGGCCGCUAACUAAAAAAAAGGCAGCCAUCUAUGUACAUUCCUUCGACGAGAUGAGCCUGAAUUCAUAAACGACCAAAAAUCUUCUUUCCAUAUUGUCUACCUUUGGGAGCCUAGCUACGAGCCC